AUGGCACCACCAAGCAUACCCAAAACUUCAACCCCCCAAGACGUAAUAACCAUCGUCGACAUCAGUAACUCACCCUUAUUCUCCAUAACCUUAGACCAAUCACGUAAUUUCCUUGCAAAUGGCCACCCUUUCCUCACCCAAGUCCCACCUAACAUAACAACAUCCACUCCUUCCUCUUUUCUCAACUUCAAAUCCAACAAAGAUACCAUUGCCAACAACACCACCACCACGACGUUGCAACAACAAGGUUGCUUCGUUGGGUUCAACACCACCGAACCCAAAAGCCACCAUGUCGUUCCACUCGGCAAACUUAAAGGAAUCAAAUUCACGAGCAUAUUCCGGUUCAAAGUUUGGUGGACAACUCACUGGGUCGGAACCAACGGACAAGAACUACAACACGAAACACAAAUCUUAAUCCUCGACAAAAACAACUCCCUCGGACGACCCUACGUUCUCCUCCUCCCAAUCCUCGAAAACAAAUUCCGAACCUCGCUCCAACCAGGUCUCAACAAUAACAUAGACAUGUGCGUAGAAAGCGGUUCAACCAGUGUCACUGGGUUAUCCUUCAAAGCCUGUCUAUACAUCCAUCUCAGCAACGACCCUUACCGUUUAGUGAAAGAAGCAGUGAAAGUGAUCCAAACCCAUUUAGGAACAUUCAAGACUCUCGAAGAAAAAACACCACCUAGUAUCAUCGAGAAAUUCGGUUGGUGCACGUGGGAUGCGUUUUACUUGAAGGUUCAUCCAAAAGGUGUAUGGGAAGGUGUGGAAGCUCUGACAGACGGUGGUUGUCCUCCAGGUUUCGUCAUUAUAGACGACGGUUGGCAAUCUAUUUCUCACGAUGAUGAUCCUGAGGAAGAAGGAAUGAACAGAACCUCAGCCGGGGAACAAAUGCCAUGCAGGCUUAUAAAAUACGAAGAGAAUUAUAAAUUUAGAGGAUACAAAAAUGGUGGGGAUAAAGGUUUGGGUGGUUUUGUGAGGGAUUUGAAGGAAGAGUUUAGGAGUAUUGAGAGUGUUUAUGUUUGGCACGCGCUUUGUGGAUAUUGGGGUGGGGUUAGACCUAAAGUGUGUGGUAUGCCCGAAGCUAGGGUUGUUGUUCCCAAGCUGUCUCCGGGGGUUGAGAUGACGAUGGAGGAUUUGGCGGUGGAUAAGAUUGUCGAGAAUGGUGUGGGGUUAGUGCCGCCAAAUUUGGUCCAGGAGAUGUAUGACGGGCUUCACUCUCAUUUGGAGUCGGCGGGAAUUGACGGUGUUAAAGUUGACGUUAUCCACUUGCUUGAGUUACUGUCAGAGGAAUAUGGCGGACGAGUUGAGCUAGCAAGAGCUUACUACAAAGCACUAACCUCAUCAGUGAACAAACAUUUCAAAGGCAAUGGUGUAAUUGCAAGCAUGGAGCAUUGCAAUGACUUCUUUCUCCUCGGCACGGAAGCCAUAUCCCUCGGCCGCGUCGGAGACGAUUUCUGGUGCUCUGAUCCCUCUGGUGAUCCAAAUGGUACUUAUUGGCUCCAAGGUUGUCACAUGGUACAUUGUGCCUACAACAGUUUAUGGAUGGGAAAUUUCAUUCAUCCAGAUUGGGACAUGUUUCAGUCCACUCAUCCUUGUGCCGAAUUUCAUGCCGCGUCAAGAGCCAUCUCCGGUGGACCAAUUUAUGUUAGUGAUUGUGUUGGUAAUCACAAUUUCAAGUUGCUCAAAUCUCUCGUUUUGCCCGACGGUUCUAUCUUGCGUUGUCAACAUUACGCACUCCCUACACGAGAUUGCUUGUUUGAAGAUCCUUUGCAUGAUGGCAAAACAAUGCUCAAAAUUUGGAAUCUCAACAAAUAUGCAGGUGUUUUGGGUCUAUUCAAUUGCCAAGGUGGUGGGUGGUGUCCUGAGACACGGCGAAACAAGAGCGCGUCUGAAUUUUCACACGCGGUGACAUGUUAUGCAAGUCCCGAAGAUAUUGAAUGGUGCAAUGGGAAAACCCCAAUGAACAUCAAAGGUGUAGAUGUUUUCGCUGUGUAUUUUUUCAAGGAGAAGAAACUGAGGCUCAUGAGGUGUUCUGAUAGAUUGGAAGUUUCGCUUGAGCCAUUUAGUUUUGAGCUAAUGACAGUGUCUCCGGUGAAAGUAUUUUCAAAAAGGUUGAUACAGUUUGCGCCGAUUGGGUUAGUGAACAUGCUGAACUCCGGCGGUGCUGUUCAGUCUCUGGAGUUUGAUGAUAAUGCAAGCUUGGUCAAGAUUGGGGUGAGAGGCUGUGGGGAGAUGAGUGUGUUUGCAUCUGAAAAACCAGUAUGCUGCAAAAUUGAUGGGGUUAGAGUGGAAUUUGAUUAUGAGGACAAAAUGGUGAGAGUUCAAAUUCUGUGGCCUAGUUCUUCAACAUUGUCUUUGGUCGAGUUUUUAUUUUGA
Messenger RNA from Lathyrus sativus (Indian pea), 2376 nucleotides. The record is from the annotation of a GenBank genome assembly. NCBI's taxonomy places the organism in Eukaryota, Viridiplantae, Streptophyta, Magnoliopsida, Fabales, Fabaceae.